UAACUAUAAAUGUAUAUGUACGUUAGCUUUGAGGGGAAAAAAAAAAAAAAAACUUUGCGAGACAACUAUGAUUGAGCUAACAUUAUCAAGUAGCCUACUACAGCUUUUCCUCGGUUUACUUUCUAUUUCAUUUAUUGAAAAAAACAAAAAAAAACAUCUCCCUUAACCAAGAGCAUAGUUACCUCACUAGAUGCUCUUCAAUUUAUAUGUAGAGAUUAUAACCUCACUUGAAUAUGGCAGGGACCUCCAGACAUGAUCAUGAGAUGGCUAUAAACGCCAAAAAGCAGCUGGCUGUGUGCUCUGACCCUGUGGAGCGACUAAGGCUGCAGUGUCUCACAAGAGGCUCCUCUGGCAUCAAAGGUCUUGGCAGAACCUUCAAAAUAAUGGAUGACAACAACAACCGCAGUCUGGACUUCAAAGAGUUUGUGAAAGGCUUGAAUGACUACGGGGUCUUGAUGGAAAAAGAGGAGGCCACAGCUCUUUUUCAGCAGUUUGACAGAGAUGGCAGUGGGACCAUAGACUUUGAUGAAUUUCUCAUUACUCUCAGGCCACCAAUGUCAAAGGCCAGAAAGGAAGUGGUCAUGGAAGCUUUUCGGAAGCUUGAUAAGACCGGAGAUGGCGUGAUAACAGUAGAAGACCUCAGAGGUGUUUACAACGCCAAGUACCACCCCAAAUAUCAGAAUGGGGAAUGGACUGAGGAUCAGGUUUUCCGGACGUUUUUGGACAGCUUUGACUCCCCUUAUGAGAAGGAUGGAAAGGUAACCCAGGAAGAGUUUAUGAAUUAUUAUGCUGGUGUGAGUGCCUCCAUUGAUACAGAUGUCUACUUUAUUGUGAUGAUGAAAAAUGCCUGGAAAAUUUGACUUAGCAACACAGUACGGUAAACAAACUUGACUCAGUAGGAAGUAGCUUGAGGGGGUGGAUUUGAACAGUCAGGUGGCUUGGGACUUGGACCUCUUUCUUUUUCUUAUGGUACAAAAUGCUAUAUUUCCUUUAGCAAUAGAUUGUUGUCUCUUACAACUGAAACUCUGGUGAUGGGUGUUGAUCUGAUAACAUUGCAACCUCUUCAAAAAUGAUCAUCAAAAUUCAUCUCUUGACUGAAUUCUUAUUUUUUUGUAAAAUAGAUCAAACUAUUUUAAACUGGUUUGUUUUGAUGCAGGUGACCAAAGAUGAGUUCAUCAAUUACUACUCUGGGGUGAGUGCUUCCAUUGACCGUGACGUCUACUUCAUUCUCAUGAUGAAAAAUGCCUGGAGACUUUGAAUUCAUCAGUGUCAAGAAACAUGUCAGCACAAAAGUUAAUCUACAGCCAAUGUCUGUUCAAAGGAGAUAUUAACCUGUAAGUAGAUAGUAAUAGCUUAGUUUAUCUGUAGUUUACCACGUUUUUAAAAAGCUGGUUUAAGGGUUACACAGAGCAAUUACCAAAUGUACAUGGGAUUAAAGAAUACUUUAUUACAUUUGUGUCUAGUAUGUAGCCCAAGAUCAUUGUGUCUGUGGAAUUAAACAAAAACAAGUGUACGUUUUCAAUUAGGGUUUACCAAAGUGUCUUAGAUAUGUAUAUCCCCUCUUAAGUCAGCCAUCAAAUAAUGUGACAGCAUUUACUAUCAUGUCCUAUGCUCAGUGAUCCGUACAAUCUAUAUGAGACAAAUAUGGAAUGAUAAUGUAUUAGAAAUGCAGUGUGUUGACAUUUCCUGCAGGCUUUUAAGCCUGGAGCAGUUGGUGUUUUGGAUUUUUUUAUUAUUAUUAUUAUUUUUUUUUUUUAACCUUUAUUUAACCGGGAUAAUUAUGCAUACAAGAAAAUAUUUCCUGUACAUUGACCACAAGGUACUUUUAGGUAGAAAAAAAUAUUGACUUUGCUUAAUGUCUUAGUUUUUCACUUUUUUAAGAAAGAAAAUAUCAAUUUUCAAUAU
This is a messenger RNA of Boleophthalmus pectinirostris (great blue-spotted mudskipper), 1905 nucleotides long. It is a transcript of the gene capslb, whose product is annotated as calcyphosine-like b. Bases 234 to 860 code for a protein of 208 amino acids. The transcript has 5 exons. Gene Ontology annotation, molecular function: calcium ion binding. Lineage: Eukaryota; Metazoa; Chordata; Actinopteri; Gobiiformes; Gobiidae. The record is from RefSeq and is a predicted model, not a curated record.